Molecule: messenger RNA, 153 nt
Organism: Perkinsus marinus ATCC 50983
Lineage: Eukaryota; Perkinsozoa; Perkinsida; Perkinsidae
Exons: 1
Source: RefSeq, a predicted model, not a curated record
AUAUAGCAUGUUAUGUAAGAGCCGUGUCGCGGCGGCUUGUGAGGCGAAGAAGCGCACUGAAGCCUCUGUGGUAUGCUCCUCGACCGGUCCGCAGAUAGUUCCUCUUGAUGAAGCUACCGAUGUUGUCUCUGACGCAAGAUGCAAACUGUCUUC